UACGAAUUAAUUCAAAAGAAAAAACAUAAAUAGAUAGUAACUUUUAAUAAAAUAAUAUAUAGUAAAUAAAUAUAUAACUUUUGUUAAUAUAAGUUAUAGUCAUUAUUACUUUAUUGAAUGGAUCCGUUAGAGAGCGCGCUACAAUCAAUGGAGAGUGACCCGUUAAAAAAUGAAAUUUCUGACAACCCCGUAGAUCUUGAUCCUCCCGUGGAAGGAUCCAAACCGAAGACCCCCAAAGCGAAAAAACGGAAGAAACCCAAAGAUAGUACGGCCCCUAGGCAGCCCCUGACUGGUUACAUCAGAUACUUGAAUGAUCGAAGGGAGGCAGUAAGAAGUGGUAAUCCAGCCCUGUCUUUUGCUGAAAUUACGAAAAUUUUAGCGAGUGAAUGGAGUAAUUUACCUGUGGACAAAAAACAGCUUUAUUUGGAUGCUGCUGAGCAAGAUAGAGAAAGGUAUACUAAAGAGUAUGAAGCUUAUAAGCAAACGGACGCUUAUAAGCAGUUUGUUGGACAACAAAGUGGAAAGAAGAAGGAUGGAAAAGAAAAAGAGGAAAAGCCCCCUAGUAUACAAAUUCCAAAUCAGCCAACCAAUUCUAUACCAGGCACCAAGGAUAUCCAGGAAAUGGACUUUGGAAACUUUGACAUUCCAAUAUUUACAGAGGAAUUUCUGGAUCACAAUAAAAUUAGAGAUUCUGAAUUAAGGCAACUGAGAAAAAUCAAUACAGAUUAUGAACAACAAAAUGCAAUCCUUACAAAACACAUUGAGAACAUGAAAACUGCCAUAACCAAACUGGAAACAGAAAUAACACAGCAAGAAAAGACUAAUACAGCUUUAGAACAGCAUUUGGAUCAUCUUCGUGUCUCUUUGUCUAAUUGCUUCAGUGAGGUUAGGUUGCCAGGUAUGAGAGAGACAGCCAGUUUGGAAAACAUAGAAAAUUACAUGAUUAAUUUGCAUACAAUAUUGCUGGAAGACAACAGCAAUGAUAAGAAAUUACUACAAACCGUUAGGGAUAUUGUGGCUAAAAUGGAGUUUAAUGGAUGACCCGCGCCCGUUUUACCCGCCAGGACUUCCAAGAGGAAGCGGAAAAUUAAGAAAUUAACGUGAAAAAUUGACCUUUUAAAUUUGUAUUAUUGUGACAUGGAAUUCUGAUUCUAUAUUGUGUUAAUUUAGUGAUUAAUAAAUAAGUUCAUUGCAUUGUAAAUUAAAUAUUUGAUUAGGAGUG
Molecule: messenger RNA, 1222 nt
Organism: Anthonomus grandis grandis
Lineage: Eukaryota; Metazoa; Arthropoda; Insecta; Coleoptera; Curculionidae
Product: high mobility group protein 20A-like
Exons: 6
Coding region: 118-1041 (307 amino acids)
Biological process (GO): regulation of gene expression
Cellular component (GO): nucleus
Source: RefSeq, a predicted model, not a curated record